AUGAAAGUCGGGCUGCCAAAAGAAUUUAAGGUGCAAAUAGUUUUUAAUAAUGAUAUCUUAAAUGAGUUAGAAGCUGAAAGACCUUCAGAUGAGAUGAUAGAUCGAUAUCAUAAUCUAUUCGAAAGCAACAAGAUUAAGUUGAAGGCAUCUAUUGUUAUGGAAAAAAGAGGGCGUGGUAGACCUCCUAAAUAGAAGUCACCUGUGAUGGAGGAAUCAAUAGAAGAUGAAAUCUCUAAUGGGGAUGAUGAUGCACCUGAUGAUGAGUUUGAAGAAGAAAUGGAUCUUGAAAAUGAUGUUAAUUUGUCUGUCUCUUCAAAAGAAAGGAAAUUUACUAAAAGACAAAUGCAUAUGUAUAGUUUGGCUAGUUUGGAGGGAAGUGAGUUCUUAUAAUUGCCUUCUAAGAAGACUAAAUCAAAAAAAGAGUUGGCGUUCACAGAGGAAGAGAUGAUUUACAAAAGCCAGAAAGAACUACAAAGAAAAGAGAAAUUACAAAAGCAAUAAGAAGAGCAAAAGUAAAUGACUGUUGAUAAAAUCUUAAAUGAGUAAGGGAGAAAAUAAAAGCAAAGAUAAUAAUAAGAAGACAAAAAAACAGAGGAUACUCAUAAAUAUAGAUCUCUACCUCCAGAUGAUAUUAUAAUCAAAUAUAAAUCAAAUAGUGAAGGCACAUUUAUCAUAAUGCCAAAAAAUAUGAACUCAUCUUUACCGCAUCCAUCGAAAAUGAUAGUUGAAGAUGAUAAAUAUUGCUCAAUUUGCUCUAAUCUAGCUAGAUAUCAAAGCAUGCAGUCUUGA
Molecule: messenger RNA, 789 nt
Organism: Paramecium tetraurelia
Lineage: Eukaryota; Ciliophora; Oligohymenophorea; Peniculida; Parameciidae
Exons: 2
Biological process (GO): chromatin remodeling
Cellular component (GO): Ino80 complex
Source: RefSeq, a predicted model, not a curated record